UUUUUUUUUUAUUUUUUUUUUUUUUUUUUUUUUUCCGAGUAGCCUAUCGACCAGCGGAACGAUGUGGAUCCAGAUCCGCACCAUUGACGGGAAGGAGACCCGGACCAUUGAGGAUCUUUCCAGGCUGACUAAAAUCGAGUCUCUAAGGCUGAAAAUACAGGAGAUAUUCAAUGUGAACCCGGAACAGCAGCGCUUGUUUUAUAGGGGGAAGCAGAUGGAGGAUGGCCAAACCCUCUUCGAUUACAACGUUGGCCUCAAUGACAUUAUCCAGCUUCUUAUUCGCUCACAAACUGACCCACCAGACAGCCCCGCCCCAAACAGUUUUGAGGGCGUGGUCUGUAACACAGUUCCAGUCGCCGCUAACACGCUCCCCAGCUUGACUGCAUCCACAGCUACCACAGCUUCCCCUGUAGCGGUCAUCAGUAACCACGGAAACGGUUCCAAACCAUGCAGCAUGACGUCAGACAGUCAGCCGUCGACGUCAUCUUCAGCGGCUCUCAGAGACGCAGGCGUGGGAGUGUACAAGAUUAAUGAGCUCGUGGACUGCAGGGACAUCAGCAUCGGCGCCUGGUUCGAGGGCACCAUCGAGAAAGUCACGCCCCCCACCAAAGCACACGGCAGCAAGGUGGAAACGGCGCCCCCUGCCGCCAGAGUUAGGCCUAGCAAACGGACUAACGGAAAGGCGCCGGAGGCGGAGCCAAACGGCACAGGCAGCGUAGGAUUACACUCGGACGGCGAGGAGCCCUCGACGUCCCGGACGGUUGCCGCAGCGCACGGCAAAGACGACGUCACGUACCACAUCAAAUAUGAGGACUACCCUGAGAACGGCGUGGUGGAGAUGAACGGCGAGGACGUGCGGCCACGGGCCCGGAUGCUGCUGCGCUUCGAGGAGCUGGAGGUGGGCCAGGUGGUGAUGGUCAACUACAACCUGGAGCUGCCAGAGGAACGGGGCUUCUGGUAUGAUGCCGAGAUCACGUCCCUCAAGCACAUCUCCAGAACCAACAAGGAGGUCCGGGUGAAGAUCCUCCUUGGAGGUCCAGGGGAUGUAAUUGGUGACUGUAAACUGUUGUUUCUGGAUGAGAUCUACAAUAUAGAGAAACCUGGAGCUCCACCUCUCUCUCAUGCAGAUGGCCAGUUCAAACGUAAGAGUGGUCCUGAGUGUAAGCACUGUAAGGCAGACCCAGAGGCGGAGUGUCGUUUCUGUUCGUGUUGUGUGUGUGGAGGGAAGCAGGACGCCCACAUGCAGCUUCUGUGUGACGAGUGUAACAUGGCCUUCCACCUGUACUGCCUCAACCCCCCACUGUCUACCAUCCCAGAGGACGAGGACUGGUACUGCCCCACCUGUAAAAAUGACACCAGUGAGGUAGUGAAAGCAGGUGAGAAGCUGAAGACCAGUAAGAAAAAGGCCAAGAUGCCUUCAGCCACCAACGGGAGCCAGCGAGACUGGGGCAAGGGAAUGGCUUGUGUGGGUCGUACUAAAGAAUGCACCAUCGUUCCCUCCAAUCACUAUGGACCCAUUCCUGGCAUUCCCGUCGGAACCACCUGGAAGUUUCGGGUGCAGGUGAGCGAGGCAGGCGUGCACCGGCCUCACGUCGGUGGCAUCCACGGACGCAGUAACGAUGGCUCGUAUUCGCUGGUUCUGGCCGGCGGCUUCGAGGACGAAGUGGACAGGGGAGAUGAGUUCACCUACACAGGCAGUGGAGGUCGUGACCUCUCUGGAAACAAGCGUAUCGGAGAACACUCCUUCGAUCAGACUCUCACGCACAUGAACAGGGCACUGGCACUUAACUGCGAUGCCCCUCUGAACGACAAGGAUGGGGCGGAGUCUCGUAAUUGGCGGGCAGGAAAGCCAGUGAGAGUGAUUCGGAGCUCGAAGGGCCGGCGAAUCAGCAAGUACGCCCCCGAAGAAGGCAAUCGCUACGAUGGGAUAUAUAAGGUGGUGAAGUAUUGGCCUGAGAUCGGGAAGUGCGGCUUCCUGGUGUGGCGUUACCUGCUGAGGCGUGACGACGUCGAGCCGGCCCCUUGGACUGCUGAAGGGCUCGAGCGCAGUAAGAAGCUUGGCCUCAGAGUGCAGUACCCCCCGGGCUAUCUGGAGGCUAUGGCCAAUAAGAAUAAAAAGGAAGCCAGUGUGAGGGGCGUGAGGGCGGGCUCGUCGCGGGGGAAGAGGCACGGAGGACGAGGCCGACCCAAAUCCGCCCGCCCGGUGAAGCGGGUGAAGGAGGAAGAGGAGGAUGAGGUAAAGGAGAAGCCGAACACGAACAAGGACGGACAAGUACAGAGUAACGGCGCAACCCUGAAAGAUACAGUGUGUGAGGAGCCAGCGGAGCCCAGGGUGAAGAGGCUGAGAGAUGCAGAGGCGUUUGUGUUGUCUGAACAGCAGCGCUCCCUCAUACAGGAGGACCAAGCCAACAGGAAACUAUGGGAUGAAGCAAUGAGCUUCAUCAUGGAAGGACCGAACUUCCUGCGUAAAGUGGAGCAGAUCUUCAUGUGUGUGUGCUGCCAGGAACUUGCUUUCCAGCCCAUCACAACACCCUGUCAGCACAACGUCUGCAAGACCUGUCUGCAGAGGUCGUUUCGGGCAGAGGUGUAUACCUGCCCUGCCUGUCGCCAUGACCUGGGAAAAGACUACAUCAUGCUCCUGAACCAGAGUCUGCAGCUGCUCCUGGACCAGUUCUUUCCUGGAUACAGCAAAGGCCGAUGAGACAGCGCAGAGGAAAUGGACAAAAUCUCCACUCAGAUUAAAGGCACUUGUGGUCAACAGGCAUUCUUAUGCACACACACACACACACACACACACACACACACACACACACACACACACACACACACACACACACACACA
Messenger RNA from Electrophorus electricus (electric eel), 2842 nucleotides. It is a transcript of the gene uhrf2, whose product is annotated as ubiquitin like with PHD and ring finger domains 2. The record is from RefSeq and is a predicted model, not a curated record. Lineage: Eukaryota; Metazoa; Chordata; Actinopteri; Gymnotiformes; Gymnotidae. Gene Ontology annotation, biological process: protein ubiquitination; negative regulation of gene expression via chromosomal CpG island methylation. Gene Ontology annotation, molecular function: ubiquitin protein ligase activity; protein binding.